UUAUAUAUCCUAGUAUAGAACUGAUGAUCCACAUUGGGCAGCUCUACCACUUUAAAAAAAAAAAACGCGCAGUGGGCGCGUCCUGCGCAAUUGACCAAUUAAAAGAGGCGGGGAGGCGGAAGCCGCUACUAACACGCAGUCACUGGAGAGCAGCACGCGACAGGCAGAUGUGAGACAGAGCAGCGCGGUUAAAUGCAGGUGUUUAUGGUCGAGAGACUGAAGUGAGUGAGGUGGAGGCACAACGCUGAUGGCUCCCUAAGCGGAUUAACGCCUUCAUGACUGAGUAAAAAACCCCGGAUGUAAGAAGUGUGAUUAGCCGAGCGCGCACCCCGAGCCUAUAGUGAAGGAUCAGUGUCAUGGUGCAGGAGUGACCGGGAUGACCAAAACCCCCUCCAGCGCUGCUCCGUGUCCGCGUGUUGGAGACAUGAUCCAGAGUUUACACUGGCCCCCUCAGCCAGCGCAGCAGAGCCGUGUUGUGGCCCUGCGUGCUCCUCCUCCUCCUCCUCCUCCUGAGCUGGUUGUGACCUGUGAGCCCGGUGUGGCCCAAACCGAGCACCGGAACACGAGCGGACUUUCCUGCGGCUCUCAAGCCGAUGAGGAGUCGCAGUGCUCGGACAGCGGCUUUGGCGGCUCCCCCGCCUCCUCUCUCGGGCUGAGAAAGCUCUCAGAUUGCUCCUCUGUGGGCCUUUCUCCUUCCUCCAGUUUUGAGGAGUAUGAGGAGGAGUUUCCUGGGAAUACUGACCGGAAGGACACGGCGACCCGGAGCGAUGCGGAGAAGAAUAAAAACAUGGUAAACUGGUCUCCGGUUGUGGUGCCGUUAAAGGAGCGUGCUCCCUGGGUCCAAGUGGUUGGCCAUGCAGGUAAUUUUCAGACAGCUGGUGAUGGGAAGCUCCUGAAGAAGUACUGUGCGAGCGAGCAGCAGUGUCUGCAGCGUCUCAUGGACGAUGUGCUGCAGCCCUUUGUGCCGAGGUACCACGGCGUGACCCGGCGAGACGAGCAGGAGUACAACCUCAUGGACGACUUGCUGUCUUUCUUUGACUCGCCCUGCAUUAUGGACUGCAAAAUGGGAAGCCGGACCUACUUGGAGGAGGAACUGAAGAAAGCACGGAAGCAUCCUCAGCCUCGCAAAGACAUGUAUGAGAAGAUGAUAGCGGUGGACCCCGAGGCUCCGACUCCAGAGGAAAAAGUCCAGCAAGCGGUACUUAAAACCAGAUACAUGCAGUGGAGGGAGACGCUGAGCUCCACAGCCACACUGGGCUUCCGCAUCGAGGGCAUCAAGAAAUCGGACGGCUCGUGUAACACCAAUUUUAAAAGGACAAAGUAUAAGGAGGAAGUGGUGCAGGCGCUGGACGACUUUGUUGACUCCAACGUCACACUGCUGAGAAAUUACCAACAGAGACUGAAGGAGCUGCGGCUGGUCCUGGAGAAAUCCCACUUCUUCAGAACUCAUGAGGUGGUGGGCAGCUCGCUGCUGUUCGUUCAUGACCAGAGCGGCCGUGCCGGCGUGUGGAUGAUCGAUUUUGGGAAGACCGCGUCGAUGCCUCCUCCUCUCACGCUGGACCACCGCAGCCCGUGGGUGGAGGGAAACCGGGAGGACGGCUACCUCUGGGGCCUGGACAAUUUUAUUGACCUUUUAACUGGAAUGCUGGCUGUGCAGUGAGAAUGAAUGCAUUUUAUUUUCUCGGAAGCGAAUGUGUAUAAAUGUAACAGUGUAAAUAGAUUUUUAUUUCAUUUUAUUUUUUAAAAUGGUGCAGUUUCUAUUUUGUGGGUUGGUAUUUAGCUCAAAGAUGGAACCAGUAACUUUGUGUCUGAUUUUUAAAAAAAAAAAAAAAAAAAUUGUACUGUAGGUUCCAGUAUUUCCAGUGCUGUUAUUUUUAAAGAAAUGGUGUCUUUAAAAUCUGCUCAUUAGUGUGUUCUUGUGGCAUUCUGCUGUUAUUUUGCAACCAAAGUUAAUCAAAGGUGCUUGUUAAACUGGUGCACCAAUUACUGACAAAAAAAAUAGAUUUGUUUAAAUUGUGUAUUUUUUUUUAUUUUAUUUUUUUUCCUUUAUGCUGCCUCAUAACUGUUUGUGAGUUUGUAACUCGUACCCUGACCUAUGCUGUACUACACAUUCCUAGGUGAUUUUACUUGCAAGAAAAAUGAGUGGCUCUGUCAAACAGGACCAGAGAACUGUUUAUACAGCAGUGUCUUUUGGGCCCUACGUGGAACUUCUUGUUCUUUUUAAAUCCUGUAUAUAGUCGAUGUGUUUGUGCCUUGUUUCCUACUGUGGACAUGAUCAUGAUUCUGUGAUUUUAGAUUUCUGUGAAUCGAGUUGAUACCACUACAGAUUCCCGUGCUGUCUGUUUGUUGAUUGUUGUUUUUUUUGUCAACACAAUAAAUGUUAACUGGUGUUGGUAUGA
This is a messenger RNA of Hemibagrus wyckioides, 2399 nucleotides long. It is a transcript of the gene itpkca, whose product is annotated as inositol-trisphosphate 3-kinase Ca. Gene Ontology annotation, biological process: inositol phosphate biosynthetic process. Gene Ontology annotation, cellular component: cytoplasm; nucleus. The record is from RefSeq and is a predicted model, not a curated record. The transcript is spliced from 7 exons. Gene Ontology annotation, molecular function: inositol tetrakisphosphate kinase activity; inositol-1,4,5-trisphosphate 3-kinase activity. NCBI's taxonomy places the organism in Eukaryota, Metazoa, Chordata, Actinopteri, Siluriformes, Bagridae. The coding region runs from base 377 to 1660 and encodes 427 amino acids.